GGAGCUCGCGGCUAGUGGCGGCGGUGGCGACUGUGGCGACCUGGGGAUCGACCUGGAGGGGCCUGGGCGGCGUGCGGAGAUCUCUAGAUCCAGCGCGAGGGACCUCCCGCCAGAAUGCCAGGGGAGCAGAUGGACCCUACUGGAAGUCAAUUGGAUUCAGAUUUCUCUCAGCAAGACACUCCUUGCCUGAUAAUAGAAGAUUCUCAGCCUGAAAGCCAGGUUCUGGAAGAAGAUGCAGGUUCUCACUUCAGCGUGCUGUCUCGACACCUUCCUAAUCUGCAGAUGCACAAAGAGAACCCCGUAUUGGAUAUCGUGUCAAAUCCGGAACAAACUGCGGCAGAACAAGGAGACAGUAAUAGCUCGUUCAAUGAACAUCUGAAAGAUAACAAGGCUUCAGACCCUGUGGAGUCUUCUCAUUUGGGUCCGAGUGGUUCCAUCAGUCAAGUCAUAGAACGGUUACCUCAGCCAAACAGGACGAGCAGUGCUCUGGGAGUGACAGUAGAAGCUUCUCUCCCAGAGGAGGAGAAGGAGGAAGAGUUGGAAGAGGAGAAGGAAGAGGUGGGAGCAAGCGCUCCGGAUGCUGACACACACUGCCUUGCUGCUGAAGAUUCUGCAUCGUCACAGUUGGGCUUCGGAGUUCUGGAACUUUCCCAGAGCCAGGAUAUUGAGGAACAUACAGUGCCAUAUGAUGUCAACCAAGAGCAUCUGCAGCUGGUGACCACUAACUCGGGUCCUACCCAGCUAUCUGCUGUGGGUGAAGGUACUGCAGUUAAAUGUGAAGAACAGACCACUGAAGAUAUCUCCAUGAUAGAACAACCCAGCAAAGACAUCCCUGUUACAGCACAGCCCAGUAAAGAUAUCCAUGUGGUAGAAGAACAGAAUCUACCACUUGUAAGGUCUGAAGACCUGCCUUCCAGUCCUCAAAUUUCUAUUGCUGCUGUGGAAACAAAGGAACAGGUACCUGCCCGAGAGCUGCUGGAAGCGGGGCCACAGGUGCAGACGUCAUCGGAGCCUGAGGUUUCCUCAACUCAGGAAGAUUUGUUUGACCAGAGUAGUAAAACAGCUUCUGAUGGUUGUUCUACUCCUUCAAGGGAGGAAGGUGGGUGCUCUCCGGUUUCCACACCUGCUACCACCCUGCAGCUCCUGCAGCUCUCUGGUCAGAAGCCCCUUGUUCAGGAGAGCCUUUCCGCGAAUUCCUCAGAUCUUGUUGCUCCUUCCCCUGAUGCUUUCCGAUCCACCCCUUUUAUCGUUCCUAGCAGUCCCACAGAGCAAGGAGGGAGAAAAGAUGAGCCCAUGGAUAUGUCAGUGAUACCUGAAGGAGGGGAGCCUUUCCAGAAGCUUCAUGAUGACGAAGCAAUGGAGAUAGAAAAACCUCUUCUCCCAUCUCAGCCUGCUCUGUCACCGCAAGCGUCAACACCAUUGUCUCGGAGCACACCGGUUUUCACUCCUGGCUCACUUCCCAUCCCGUCCCAGCCCGAGUUCUCUCAUGACAUUUUCAUUCCAUCACCAAGUUUGGAAGAACCAUCAAAUGAUAUGAAGAAAGGUGGAGGUUUGCAUAGCUCAUCUCUCACUGUUGAGUGUUCUAAGACUUCAGAGAGCGAACCAAAGAAUUUCACUGAUGACCUUGGGCUCUCCAUGACAGGGGAUUCUUGCAAACUGGUACUUUCUACAAGUGAGUAUAGUCAGAGCUCAAAGAUGGAGAGUGUGGGUUCUUCCAGGACUGAGGAAGACGGAGAGAACACGCACAUUGAUGAUACUGAACCCUCGUCUCCAGUUAACGAUUCGAAACUUCCUGCUGAAAGUGAAAAUGUCCUGGUGAAUCCAGCACAGGACGAGCAGGUGGAAAUGAGUCACAAUGCAGAUACAGCAAAAGGGGGUGAACCGGAGGACAGAGGUGAUGGUGGUGCUCCAGCUGCUGGCUGGAAAGGCAGAGAGGACACGGGUGCCGAAGACGUUUGCAUCGACCUCACUUGUGAUUCUGGGAGUCAGGCCGUUCCUUCUCCAGCUACCCGCUCUGAGGCACUUUCCAGUGUUUUAGACCAGGAGGAAGCGAUGGAAAUUAAAGAACAGCAUCCAGAGGAAGGCUUUUCGGGAUCUGAAGUAGAAGAAGUUCCUGAGACUCCCUGUGGAAGUCACAGAGAGGAGCCUAAAGAAGAACAGAUGGACAGCAUCCCACUGCACCUUUCUCUGACCGAAACUCAGACUGAGGCAUUGUGUCUGCAGAAGGAAGCCCCUAAAGAGGAAUGCCCAGAAGCUAUGGAAGUUGAAACCAGUGUGAUUAGUAUUGAUUCCCCCCAGAAGCUGCCAGUCCUUGACCAGGAAUUAGAACAUAAGGAUCCAGAAACUUGGGAAGAAGCUACUUCUGAGGACUCCAGUGUUGUUAUCGUUGAUGUGAAGGAGCCCUCUCCUAGAGUUGAUGUUUCCUGUGAACCUUUGCAGGAAGUGGAGAAAUGCUCAGACUCCCAGUCCUGGGAGGGUGUGGCUCCAGAGGCAGAACCAUGUGCUGAAAAUAGAGUAAAUAUUCCAGAGGAAAAGAGUGGAGAGCACGAUGGAGAGUCAAAAGCAGAGACCACAGAGAAGGACUCUGAAACAGAAGACUCUCCACAACCUUCUUUACCUUCAGUGAGAGACGAACCUGUCAGGUCCGACCAGGAGGCCCAGCAGCCCCAAGUUCAAGAGAAAGAGAGCCCAGUGGUUGUAGAUGCCCACGUGGCUGAAGACAAGCAGCUGGGAUCAGAGGGCACAUGCCAGCAGCUUGGGAAAGCCCCUGCCCGCGCCUCACAGAGUUUCUGUGAAAGUUCUAGUGAAACCCCAUUUCAUUUCACUUUGCCUAAAGAAGGUGAUAUUAUCCCACCAUUGACUGGCGCAACCCCACCUCUUAUUGGGCACCUAAAAUUGGAGCCCAAUAGUCAUAGUACUCCUAUUGGGAUUAGCAACUAUCCAGUAAACACCAUAGCAACCAGUGAUGUCAUGUCUGAAAGCAUGGUAGAGAUCAAUGAUCCUCUUCUUGGGAAUGAAAAAGGGGACUCUGAGUCUGCCCCAGAAAUGGACGGAAAACUGUCUCUGAAAAUGAAACUGGUUAGUCCUGAGACAGAGGCCAGUGAGGAAUCUUUGCAGUUUAGCCUGGAAAAGCCUACAACUGCUGAGAGAAAAAAUGGAUCUCCUGCUAUUGCUGAGCCUGUUGCCAGUCCCCAGAAGCCCGUGUCUGUGCUUGGCUGCGUCUAUGAAGCCCAGCAAGAGAAGGAGACUCCAAGUGAGGAUCCUCCCUCUGCGCCUGGCAGGGCGAAUUUGCUCCAUUUUCCAAGUGCUCAAGAAGAAGACACAGAAAAACCAGAUGCUACGCCAAAGCUCAGGCAAAGUGAACAGCCUGUGAAGCCGAUUGGGCCUGCCAAGGAUACUGCUGCUUCUGAGGACUCUGCCUCUUCUGUUUCCCAGCAGAGGGCCUCACAGGGGUCUUUCAGUCCUCCAGGGGAAGUGAUAGAAACAGACCUGCUAGAAGGACUGGGUGCUAACCAGGACAAACCUAGUAAGAUCUUGAUGGAAAGGCCCACCCAGAGUAACGUAGGAAUCCAGACCAUGGACCAUUCCCUGUGUGCCCCAGAAACUGUGUCAGCAGCAACCCAGACUGUGAAGAAUGUAUGUGAGCAGGGGACCAGUACAGUGGAGCAGAACUCCGGGAAACAAGAUGCCAUUGUGCAGACUGAGAGGGGGAGUGGAGAGAAACCUGCCAUUGCUCCUGUGGACGACACAGAGUCCCUCCACAGCCAGGGGGAAGAAGAAUUUGAAAUGCCCCAGCCUCCACAUGGCCAUGUUUUGCAUCGCCAUAUGAGAACAAUUCGAGAAGUCCGUACACUUGUCACCCGUGUCAUCACAGAUGUUUAUUAUGUGGAUGGAACAGAAGUGGAAAGGAAAGUAACGGAGGAGACUGAAGAACCAAUCGUAGAAUGUCAGGAAUGUGAAACAGAAGUUUCCCCUUCACAGACUGGAGGUUCCUCUGGGGACCUGGGGGACAUCAGCUCCUUCUCCUCCAAAGCUUCCAGCUCACACCACACAUCCAGUGGAACAAGUCUCUCAGCCAUACACAGCAGUGGCAGCUCAGGGCGAGGAGCUGGGCCACUCAAAGGAAAAACCAGUGGGACAGAACCUGCAGAUUUUGCCUUACCCAGUUCCCGAGGAGGCCCAGGAAAACUGAGUCCUAGAAAAGGGAUCAAUCAGACAGGGGCACCAGUGUGUGAGGAGGAUGGUGAUGCAGGCCUCGGCAUCAGACAAGGAGGGAAGGCUCCAGUUACACCUCGUGGGCGUGGGCGAAGGGGCCGCCCACCUUCUCGGACCACUGGAACCAGAGAAACAGCUGUGUCUGGUCCAUCGGGCAUAGAAGAUAUUUCACCUAGCAUGUCACCAGAUGACAAAUCCUUCACCCGCAUUGUGCCCCGUGUGCCAGAUUCUACCAAACGGACGGAUGCCAGUUCUACUGCUUUGCGGCGGAGUGAUUCUCCAGAGAUUCCUUUUCAGGCUGCUACUGGUUCCUCUGAUGGCUUAGAUUCCUCAUCUUCAGGAAACAGCUUUGUGGGGCUCCGUGUUGUAGCCAAGUGGUCCUCCAAUGGCUACUUUUACUCUGGGAAAAUCACCCGAGAUGUUGGAGCUGGGAAGUAUAAGCUGCUCUUUGAUGAUGGGUAUGAAUGUGAUGUGUUGGGCAAAGACAUUCUCCUGUGUGACCCCAUCCCUCUGGACACUGAAGUGACAGCUCUCUCAGAAGAUGAAUAUUUCAGUGCAGGAGUAGUGAAAGGACAUAGGAAGGAGUCUGGGGAGCUGUAUUACAGCAUUGAAAAAGAAGGCCAAAGGAAGUGGUAUAAGCGAAUGGCAGUCAUUCUGUCCUUGGAGCAAGGACACAGACUGAGAGAGCAGUAUGGGCUGGGCCCAUACGAAGCUGCCACACCGCUCACGAAGGCGGCAGAUAUCAGCUUAGACAAUUUGGUGGAAGGGAAGCGGAAACGGCGCAGUAACAUGAGCUCCCCAGCUACCCCUACGGCCUCCAGUAGCAGCAGCACAACGCCCACACGUAAAACCACAGAGAGUCCCCGUGCUUCCUCGGGAGUUCCGUCAGGCAAGAGGAAACUUCCGACUUCUGAAGAGGAACGGUCCCCUGCUAAGCGAGGGCGAAAGUCUGCCUCCGUGAAACCUGGAACAGUGGGGGCAUCAGAGUUUGUGAGCCCCUGUGAGACUGGAGACAACACAGGUGAGCCUUCUGUCCUGGAAGAGCCAAGAGGGCCUCUGCCCCUCAACAAGACCUUGUUUCUGGGCUAUGCCUUUCUCCUCACCAUGGCUACAACCAGUGACAAGCUGGCCAGCCGCUCUAAGCUGCUAGAUGGUCCUGCAGGAAGCAGCGAAGAGGAGGAGGAAUUUUUAGAAAUUCCUCCUUUCAACAAGCAGUAUACAGAAUGCCAGCUUCGAGCAGGAGCUGGGUAUAUCCUUGAAGACUUCAAUGAAGCCCAGUGUAACACAGCCUACCAGUGUCUCCUAAUUGCCGACCAGCACUGUCGAACCCGGAAGUACUUCCUGUGCCUUGCCAGUGGCAUUCCUUGUGUGUCUCAUGUCUGGGUCCAUGACAGCUGCCAUGCCAACCAACUUCAAAACUAUCGUAAUUAUCUGCUGCCUGCUGGGUAUAGCCUUGAGGAACAACGAAUUCUGGAUUGGCAACCCCGUGAAAACCCUUUCCAGAAUUUGAAGGUCCUCUUGGUGUCAGAUCAACAACAGAACUUCUUAGAGCUCUGGUCUGAGAUCCUUAUGACUGGAGGGGCAGCCUCUGUGAAGCAGCAUCAUUCAAGUGCCCAUAACAAAGACAUUGCUUUAGGGGUGUUUGAUGUGGUGGUGACGGACCCCUCAUGCCCAGCCUCGGUGCUCAAGUGUGCUGAAGCCUUGCAGCUGCCUGUGGUAUCACAAGAAUGGGUGAUCCAGUGCCUCAUUGUUGGGGAGAGAAUUGGAUUCAAGCAGCAUCCAAAAUAUAAACAUGAUUAUGUUUCUCACUAAAGAUAUUUGGUCUUAACUGGUUUUAUUCCCUGCUAUUGUGGAGAUUGUGUUUUAAUCAGGUUUUAAGUGUGUCUUGUGUGUAAUUGUAUUCUUUGCAUGGACCUUGUACAUAGUUUUAUUUGCUGGACUUUUAUGAUAAAAUAAAUGUUGAAUCUCUUUGGUUGUAGUAACUGGGAUGUCUUCAUCUGUUUCUUUGAGAUUAACCUCAGAAUAUGGUAAACAUAGGAUCUUCUCUGAAGUUUUCAGCAGGCUUGUCACUUUAGAAGUACAGCAAACAAAGAAAGAUAAAAAUAGAGGAAUGAACUUUAUUCUGUGGCACCACUGACUGUCAAUGUCAAAAGGUUAUCCCAGGCUACCUAAAAUGUUAUACUUCCAAAAACGCAGCUUAAAGUAGGUGAGGGCCUGGAUGAACAGUAAGUAGUGCUAAAGUUGGGUGGGACUGGGGACAGCUCUGGGUAUCAGGACUUUAUUAACAGAUGACCUGCUACUGGGAACAUGAACAUGACCAGUAAUGAAUAGACAGUGACUAUAAAUUUGCUGGGAUGGUUUUCUGUAAAAUAAGUUGUCACAACUGUUGGAAGUUAUCCCUUCCUCACACUCUUCACCAUGAUCCCUGUUAACGAAUGGCUUCUCAUUCUCUAAAUAAAGGCUGUCUGUUAUUUUUUUCUAUAGAGCCAAAAGUAAGUACUUUUAGGCUUUGUGGUCACUUGUCUGUCUCAACUUCUUGUCUUGCUGUGAGAUGAAUCAUAGCAACCAUAGAUAAUAGCUAACUAAAUGAGUGUGUGUGGCUGUUUGAAUAGUACUUUAUUUACAAAAACAAGCAGCAGGCUGUUAUCUGCUAAGCCCUGCUUUUAGAGGUUAACAAUGGAAGGGAUCAAUCCUCUCUAGUUGACAAGUGCGGGCGCUCAGGCUCAGGUGGUAGACAGUGUAGAUGAAGAGAGGAUUCAGUGACUACGAACUGAGGCCUGAAUGCUGCAUUCUUGUCCAGCUUGGAAGGUAUGUCAAUGAAGUGUUUCUUUUGUUUAUGCUGAUGAGAACAUUAGUAUGUUCUCAGUCAGUGGUGGCUAGGCUAUCUGACCAUAAAACCUUAACUCCUGUGGCAGGUCUAAGGAAGGAAAACUGGGUUGCAGUUUUUAGUUUCUAAAAUCUGAACAAUUUGACUUCUAUCAUCUUUAGCCAGAAUUUCCCUUUUACCAGUCUGAAAAAAUUAGAACCCACUGGCUAAAUUCUUCAGAUAAGAAUACUCAAAUCUUAAAUUUUUGGGAAGGAUAAUCUGUAUAGUUACAAAUAACUAGGUACAGAAAGAGGGAAAGCCCACACCCUGUCUAAAGGGUUUUCUAAUUUCCUUUCUUACAUAUGAGCUAAUCCCCACUGUUUACUGUGGUUUCCUUCCAUAGGAACAUAGUAAACGUUUAAUAAACCACCGUUACACAAAUGAACCCACCCCACAGAUGGCUUAGUGUAAAGGAUCAAAGCCUUCGUGUGGUCAGCAGAGGGAUAUCAGACCCCAGUUCCCCUACUGGAAUGGUAGGAAGGAUUUAUACCUCUGGAUUUCUUCUAGAAGACCCUUUCAGCAGCCUGCAGGCAUCUGAUGAAUGACUAAAGAGAUUUGUUACAGACAUCAGAAGAUGGUAGGGCAGACUGUUACUUCAUUUUGUGAACCAGAGUUUUCACAUCCCAAAACUAUAAGAGAAAAAAAAGUUUCAUUAAAUGUCAUGCCUUCCAAAGAAGCAAUGGCAAUAUGAGAUAGAGCUAACACUGAGGCAACAACACACUCUUCAGAAGCCGACUGCCAUUGGGUGUCAGUAUUAGAUUUAAGGAAGUUUAGAAGCAAGAGCAGGCUGGGGAAGCCAGACUGCCCCUAGAACAGCAGUAUAACCUAACACUGAACUUAACCCUCAGAUGUGGUAUUUUACCAUGCUGAUGAACUUCACUAGAAAAUAAAUUCCAGUAAAAUUGUGGAACAUGAUCACUCUACCCCCAUACCCCCCACCCUCUUUCCUGCAUCUCUGAGCCUUGCUUUAUAAAAUGAGGGCAAUCUGGAGAUGAUGGCGAGAGUUGCAUUUUGGUCUUCUAUAGUUGAUUAACCCCUCCUCCAAAUCUAGUAAGUGCCCCUAGUUCCUACCUGCCCAGAGUUCCACCAGCCUGGGUAUAGUAUUUGUUAUAGUCUAGCCGGAGCAGUAACUGAGCCAAAUCUGAGUUGAUCUGGUGAUUACGAACACUGGAAAGAAUCUUGAACAGGAGUGAAGACUGGCGACUAAAGCCCUGUUGAGAGACCCAAGCUGUCAGUGACCACACAGUGCUAGGCACCUUGGGGGAGUCUUUGGAAAAAGCUUUGCUUAAAUGUUUGCAGGACCACCUGGCCUUCCCAUAUUCCCAUUUCUGUCAGCCCCUAAAAUGACCGACUUCUUAGUGCCAUGUCCGUGAAAUGCAUGACUCCCAUCAAAGUACUUUCUCAUUAGUAGGAAUUUAACAGCUUGUUUAAGACUAAUAUAUUCCAUCACAUACUGGGAUUGCAGUGAGCUUGCUUUGUUACAAGGAGAUAAAUAUAGUCUGAGAUUAUAAUUACCAGUGAGAUAGGAGGCUGGUUCAGGGAAAGGAGUGGGAUGUGAGAAAAUGAGCACAAAGCCAGUGCACACUUGGUGGGCUGAAUAAACUAUUUCAGGGCUGAGCUAUUUCUGAACACUGUGAGGCAGCACAUUAUAAUCAUCUUCAAAACUCAAUGAUACCAGCGCUUGUACCUUUUUUAUCUUGUCAUUUCUGUGUCUGUUCUGGAAAAACACUUUAUUGACCCGGAGCAAAGACUGCUUGCUCCAUAGGCCGGUGGUGUAUAUUUUCCGUGGCUAGGCAGACUCACCUUCACGAGAAUGCUCAGCUGGGCAGCUCCUCGCUCAUCCAGUGGACCCAGGUUCUGACUGACCAGUGAACAAAAACUGUGACAGAGAUCUAGGAUUUCAUUCAGGCAAUGAAACACCUAUCCAAAAAUAUAGCUGGCGUUAAGAAAUGAAGAAAUCGCUGAGAUCAGUUGACCUCCCAUGUCUGAUCUCAGCAGAGAUACCACAACCUUCAAAGCUGUCUGGCCCUCCCAAGGAACAUACAGAAUGAACACCCCUUCUUGGGACAGCUGGCUUCUCUAACUCCCUGCACAAAACCUCUGCUCUAGUCAACAUUAACUCAUCAUUUCUAGACCCACUGAGUAUGUUCUUGCCUUUGAGCUCUGAGUGUUGUCCCCUGGGAUUUCUCUUCUUUAGUAACAGUUCAAGCCCCAUUCUCUGUGAAAUGCUCCUUCCCCACUGCAGCCUUUAGUGAUCUCCGCCCUUCUUCUGCUGUAGUAUCUGUGUUGUUCACUGGUGAUUGUCCGGGCCACCUGUGCUGUUGCUGACUUUUGUGUGUACAUGUCUUGUUUUCCAACUAGAUUGUGAGCUCCUUAAGGGCAGAGCCAUGACUUAUACCUCUUUGUAUCCCCAGUGCCUUGCAUACAGUAAGCACUCAAUAAAGACUUUCAAUUAUGAUGA
This is a messenger RNA of Apodemus sylvaticus (European woodmouse), 9542 nucleotides long. It is a transcript of the gene Tp53bp1, whose product is annotated as tumor protein p53 binding protein 1. Gene Ontology annotation, molecular function: histone binding. The record is from RefSeq and is a predicted model, not a curated record. The transcript is spliced from 28 exons. Gene Ontology annotation, cellular component: nucleus. The coding region runs from base 115 to 6027 and encodes 1970 amino acids. Lineage: Eukaryota; Metazoa; Chordata; Mammalia; Rodentia; Muridae. Gene Ontology annotation, biological process: DNA damage checkpoint signaling; positive regulation of transcription by RNA polymerase II.